This is a messenger RNA of Plodia interpunctella (Indianmeal moth), 7131 nucleotides long. It is a transcript of the gene Zasp52, whose product is annotated as Z band alternatively spliced PDZ-motif protein 52. Bases 213 to 5390 code for a protein of 1725 amino acids. Gene Ontology annotation, cellular component: filamentous actin; adherens junction; stress fiber. Gene Ontology annotation, molecular function: actin binding; muscle alpha-actinin binding. NCBI's taxonomy places the organism in Eukaryota, Metazoa, Arthropoda, Insecta, Lepidoptera, Pyralidae. The record is from RefSeq and is a predicted model, not a curated record. The transcript is spliced from 15 exons. Gene Ontology annotation, biological process: heart development; actin cytoskeleton organization; muscle structure development.
GGGCGGCCGCGGAGCGCGAAGCACUCGCGCGCCGCCGCUCGCCGCAAGUCCACGAUCGAACGACCGCCGCCCGCGCCCGGUGUCGCAUUACCGCUCUAAAAAUACCUCGCGAGCGCGAUCGCCUAUUUAGAAACGGACUGCGCCGUGUUUUGAACCAGUGAUUGACAGUGCCAAGUGAAGAUACCACCCGAACCCCCCACAUAUCCUCCGAAAUGGCACAGUUGAUCACUGUGCGUCUGAACAAGUCGGACCAGCAGCCUCUGGGCUUUCGGCUGCAGGGGGGCAAGGACUUCGGCACUCCACUAGUUGUUCAAAAGGUCAAUGGCGGCAGCGCAGCCGAGCGCGCUGGGCUGCAAGCAGGCGACGCGCUGAUCCGCGUCAACAACACCGACGUGUACACACUGCGCCACCAGGACGCUCAGGACGCGAUCCGCGCCGCCGGAGGCAACCUCGAACUCACUGUACAACGUGGCGGUGGCACUUGGCGCCCCUCUGUGACUCCCACGGGAAGCCUGCCCAGACCUGGAUCUAGGCCCCUGGGUGCUUCACCUGUUCCAGUUACCAGCACAUCCCUUAAGGCUAAUCCUCAACCCAGCCGUGCUUUUGGAUCCGGACACAACAACGUUGCUAAACCAUUCGGAUACAUGAAUGGGAAUGACUCUGUGAAGAGCAUAGUAAACAAGCAAUACAACACACCCGUCAACAUGUACAGUGACAAGACUAUUGCCGAGACCCUGUCGGCGCAGACAGAGGUGCUCGCUGGAGGAGUACUUGGAGUAAACUUUAAGAAAAAUGAAAAAACCUAUGAUGCAGAGAAGAGUGCCGUUUUCAAGGUUCUGCAAGAAGAGCAAAAUGACCCCGAACCAGAGCCGUCUCACUUUUACUCGCGAGCGAGCGUGGCGCGCGCGGGUACACCGUGCAGCCUGCACCGCACGCACCGCUCGCGCUCGCGCACGCCGCGCGUCAUGUCAACGCCGCAGCCGCAGCCGCCACCUCAGCCGCCGACACCGGUCGCGUCCGCGGGCACACAGACGCCGGCCAUGGAGCAGCUGGCGCCCGAGCAGACGCACCGGCCCAGCAUCCCGGUGGGCUGCCACCAGGUGCUGCCGGACGGCCGCAUCGCACUGGGCGCUCCCGCCGUGCCGCAGCCUCACGGCUCCCUGCCCGUCGUCAAUGACACGCCCUAUUGCUCCGACUGUAACCGCUACAUAGUCGGCGUAUUCGUGCGCAUCAAGGACAAGAACUUGCACGUGGAAUGCUUCAAGUGCUCGACGUGCGGGACAUCGCUGAAGAACCAGGGCUACUACAACCUGAAUGGCAAGUUGUACUGCGAUAUCCACGCGAAACUCGUCGCGCGCCAAAACCCGCCCGCGCCCAAUCUAGAGCCCGUCACUGUACCUCCGGGUGGACGUCUUCCAACUAACUCAUAUUCUACCCCUCUGCCUCCACUGGCUACGAAUAACAAUUACCUCAAUGGCACUCAGUCAAUGUUCAGCCCAUCAAGCAACCUCUCCGGUCCGAAGCCCUUCGGUUCCUCCAUCGGCUCGGCUUAUUCCCCAUCGCUGUCCCCGCGCUCGGCCCCAAUGUCCCCGGCGCGGCCACUGGCAGCCCCCGUGGCCCCGGCGCCGGCUCCACAACCAUUGCCCACGCAAGCAGCCCAUACGCCCUUCGCUCCCACUCAAAACGUUAAAAACAUUGUGUGGCCCCCGCAAAAUCCUCAGGGAGAUGUACCACCCAUGCCAGAUCCUAGCCCAAAGCUCACAAAUAAAAAAGUCAGCAUUGAACCUACGCCAACAAUGGUCAUACCAUGUGUAGAGAAAGAUGAUAAUGUACAUCUAGUACAAAAUACUUUCUCGUCUUCUCAGCAGAUAGCUGAAUACACUUCAAGUGUUUCAUAUGCCUCCACAACCAUGUCUACGGUCAACUCGAUGUCGUCUAAAUCUACAUCAGAAUCAAAGCAGAACAAGCAAUCCAAGGAAAUUCAUGAAACGAGUAGUUGUGUAGUUCAGUCUGUUUCAGAACAAGAAAGUUCUAAACAGAAGAGCAUGACAAUAUAUCAAUCACAAACAAGCCCUCCUAUUCAAACAUCUUACGAAAAUCCUACGAGCCAUACCGAGCUUCAGCAAAAACUUGAGAAAAGUUUGGUAAAGGAGGAGAUACAAUCUGAAAUGUUUGCUGAAAAACAGUAUUUUGAAAAUGCAAUUGUAACACCAGAAAAAAUAACCUCGAAAGAAAACAAUCCGGAACAAGAUAAAAAAAAUAAAGAUUGUGAGAAAUCGAAAAUAAUCACAGAACAGAAAAAUAUAAUAACUGAAGAUAUUUCUGAGAUUCAACAAGGUGAAAUCAGAACGAAACAAGAUGCAAAUAAAGUAAUUGAAAUUAAUCCCACGAUUCAACAAAGCCAAAUACAGGUCAAUGAGGCAAAGUGUGAAAUUAAUUAUGAUGUAACAGAAAAACAGUCACUUACAAUAUCAUCGGAAUCUAAUAAAACUUUGCAAAGUAUUACCAGAAAUGAUGCUGAUACAACUAAUAUUACAGUAGAUCAGUAUAUCCAAGGACCUCCAGAUCAAUCUAUCCUAGGUAUUCCCCAAGGACCUCCAGCUCAUUCUAUGAUAGAUGCAUUGACUACUGCAUCUGACAGGCCUUAUUCACCGUUACCAACUACAUCUAUUCCUCUAAAUACAUUUAAUCAAUGUACUUACGAUCAACAUGAAGAAAAAGUCACUGAUCCACUUCUAAUCCGAGAAGAGUCGGCGAAUUCUGAAAGAGAAUACCAAAGUCGAAAUGAAUUUGUAAUGCCCUCUCAACCAUCACCAAUGUUUGCACAACCAAAACGUGGAAUCUCGCCAAUAGCCCCAAUAAAAGCGUAUAAUCCACCAGAAAAAAAGGAAGUGCCUAUCCCAAUGCCAGAAGAAACCAAACCAUAUAUUCCACCUGACUUCAAAAUUAAUAUUGAACCAAAAGUUCCAAGAGCCGAAACAUCUUCUCCAAUGGUUGACGCUUUGACAACAGCACCUAACAGACCAUUCACUCCAGUGCAAAUGCAACCAGUUCAGCCAAUUCAGCGAGGUUCACUUAGAGAUGCUUUAACUAUUGCCCCGGAUCGCCCAUUUAGCCCUAUGUCAUUAAAUAUGACUAGCCAAUCAAGUUGUUACACAUCGACAUCUUCGGUGCAAGUACAAUCCGCCAAUACCACCUCCGAAAUUAUAAGGCCCAUUGCCACUCAAACAUCAACUCAAAUUACGAGCCAAACUCAUUCAGAAUUUUCGAACACUCUGCAAAAUACAUGCCAAUUACAAUCAUCAACAAAUAUGUCGGCAUUCAGACCUGUAGCGAAACAAGUGUUUCCACCACCACAACCGGAAGAAUUUUGCAAGCUAACAAACUUUCCUCCGAUCACUGAUGAUUUAAAAUCCAGUUUUGAACAAUCUACUCAAGAAACCAUCAUAUCUGAAUCAAAAUCAAUGCAACAUUCUACAAUGACAACCAGUAGUAUGAGUGCCCAGGGAUUCUCAUCUGUAAAAAAUGCUCAAAGUUUCUUUGAACAGUUAGAACAGAAGGAGUCUUUGUCAUCAGCUAAUAUAAGAUCAAAAUCUGGCUUGCAUAAAGCUGACAAUAUCCCUCCAUAUCAGAAAAAUUUUGAUCGGUUACCAUCACAAAGAGGAAUCACACCUGAAAUUUGUUUGGCCCCGGCUGUACUUCAAAGACCUGUUACACCAACGACUGACCCACCAACAAAACCAAGAGACAAGUCUCAAGAACCUAAAUCAAAUUUUCAGACGAGUAAUCAGACAGAAGUACAAAUUCAGAAGCAUUCUCAAUUAAGAACACCAAUACAGCAAACUCCAGUUCAAUUUAAUAGGAAUACGCCCAUUAGUAUGACUUUCCAACCAGUAUCAGACGAAAAUGUAUUAAGAGUUUCACCAGCCCGUAGUAGGCCUUCAACUCCUAGUAUGAUCAAUAAACCAGCGCCUAUAAUCCCUCAUUAUCAGAUGAAUUUAGUAUCUGUGGAACACACUGCAGCUGAAAGUUAUUUACAUGACCCAUCGAGUCGUGAAGGAAGUCGUUCACCUACUCCCAAACUGAGAUCUCGGUCUCCAGCCCAGGGGCCUCCACCGAAUCCAUUGAAAGCUCAAGCACCACGGCUUAAAGAAAAUACUCCUCAACGACAAGUGGCACAUUCACUUCUUACACAAGCUACUUCUAAUCUUAGAAAAGAACAUGAAUUAGCACAAUUUCAAAUGAAUGCAAAUAGUAUAACUUCUUCAUCUUUUAUAAAUCACGAUCAGCCAUCUAUUAUUAGUGAACAAAGACAUUCAAAUAUUGGAUAUAAAAGUGAAAAUUAUGUAAAAGGCGACAUGAGAGUUAAAGAGGAUUCAAUGAUGAAUAAAAAUUAUGGUCAAAAAGAAACGCAUUCGCAAAAUGUAUCAGAGUAUGGCAACAAAACUGUGCAAACUACCAGAAAAACUUUCGAAGAAUUUGAAAGGACACAAUCGGCUAAAGUCGUAGAAAUAAGAAAAGGAUGCUCCUCUUUUAUUAGUCCACAUCAACAAGCAGAUUCUAAUUUUAGACAAUCAAAUACUAACGCUAAGCAAGUUUUCCCACCUCCUGUCAUGAGUUUGCCUUCUUCCCAGCAGAACUCAUCUAUUAAUGUUACUAAUGAAGGUAGAUCAAUAGAAAGUUAUCCAACAUUGCCUUCUAUUUCUGGUGCUAACCAAGGUCCAGUGUGUGAUCCUACCCCCUCAACAGGUUCCAGUGUAGGAGCUGCCGCUCGCGGCAAAACUUUCGGAGUAUCAUCAGCUCCAAAACGCGGGAGAGGUGUUCUGAACAAAGCGGCCGUCCCCGGCUCCCGUGUGCCCCUUUGCGCUUCAUGCAAUGGCAACAUUAGGGGACCAUUCAUCACCGCUCUGGGACGCAUCUGGUGCCCAGAACACUUCAUCUGCGUGAACGCAACGUGUAGACGUCCUCUUCAGGACAUCGGCUUUGUCGAGGAAAAUGGCCAGUUAUACUGCGAAUAUUGUUUCGAACAGUACAUUGCUCCUGCUUGCGACAAAUGUCAUGCUAAGAUUAAAGGCGAUUGCUUAAAUGCUAUCGGCAAGCACUUCCAUCCAGAAUGUUUCAACUGCGUAUACUGCGGAAAGCUGUUUGGUAACAACCCCUUCUUCUUAGAAGAUGGUUUGCCAUACUGUGAAGCAGAUUGGAAUGAGCUGUUCACGACCAAAUGUUUCGCCUGUGGAUUCCCAGUGGAGGCGGGCGACAGGUGGGUCGAGGCGCUCAACAAUAACUACCACAGUCAGUGCUUCAACUGCACGGUGUGCAAAAAGAACCUCGAAGGACAGAGUUUCUUCGCCAAGGGAGGCAGACCUUUCUGCAAAAUACAUGCUCGCUAACAAUCCUCAAGUAAUAUACAACUCCGACACUGUUUACUCUACCACAACUUUCCGGCCGGUUUCUCCUUCUCCUAUAACGCCAACUAUACCUGAUGCACCAUCACCACAAAGAACAAGAAAGUUGGAAACACCCCUCCACUUCGAUGGAGGGCUGUUUUCCGACAUCAGGAGUACAGACGGCAAGCUGCUAAGCAGAGUCACCGUCGACCGCGUUCACAGCUCGACACGUCACGACGUCACCGACUCGCCUUGCGUGUUCGAGACUAUUGGCCCACACAUUGGAAAUAAAGACUAUGUGGACGACAUUGUGAAAACUGAGAGUAUAACCAACGAAGACGUCAUCAAAGUAAAGUUCACUCCGGUACCGCAAGACCUCGAUCCUCCUCGACUACUGACUCCUUCACAGUUCCGUGUUAAUCAAACCAGAACACCGAUAGAAUAUUUAAAAGAUAACUAUGAAGACUUACAAAGUUAUAAAAUCGUAAGUUCCUUGUGCAAGGAGAAAAAUAUAGGACAUGAUAUUGCCAGUAGUAGAGAGAAGGAUGUUGAACAUUUAAUAAUGAGUGAACCAUACGUAAGAGCACACAGCCCUCUGGCAAACCUACUAGUUUCUGAACAAUUAACAAAAAUAGACCAUUACUUACAAGACAGACUAGACGCUUGCUCCAUAAACGAUAAAGUUCAUGGCACUUCUGACGUUCUACAGAAAAUGAGAGAAACAGUGUCGGAAAGUAAUGAAAAAGAAAUUAACAAAACAUACGAAGACAAAACGUAUUACUUCGAAUCGAGUACAAGCAAUAAUUUUGGUAGUUACCAAGAAACACAAAAAAAUGCUGAUGGUAAAAAAGAACCCACGCCUCAAAGACAUUCUAUGAACGAAAAUCAAGACGAAAUAAAAAAAAAAUUUGAAGUAAAAAAUUACGAAUUUGAAAAUAAUGUAACAUCAAAAACUAAACCUAUCGAAAAACGUGGGGGAAUCUUAAAUGUCAUUUACAAAAUGCCUAUACAUUAUCAUGCAGCAAUUUUAUGUUUUAUAUUGAUUGUAUAUAAUCUUAUUUAUCAGUAUAUUAAGCAAAACUGCCUUGGUAAUAAAAAGUGAAUGCUGAUAUAAUUCAAUAACAAAAUUGUGAAAUGCAUAUUACUAGUCAUUAUUUCACAUUGUACCAAUAUGAGGUCGAUUUUGAUAUUUGGGUCAUAAAAUUAAAUAAAUUAUAUUUAAAUUACCUAUCUCAAGAUGUAAAUAGUCACAUACAACAAUCUUCUAUUGCCUUAUUUGUAUUAUUAAUAUUUUUAACAAUUUGGUGCUUUUCACUACUACAAAGUGCUCGCGAUAUUUGUGAUAUUUCUCUCACAGUUUCCUCUAAUGUAAAUUUAAGGCUUUGUACACAGCUUCCGGAAUGUUGCAGUAAACAGUUACUAACAUUAACAGAUUUUUAAUGCGUAAUUUAUCGAUCAUGCCUUUGAGGUAAAAUUUUGGUGCACCAAUGUAAAAACGUAGAUCAUAACUACUUAAUAAAUAUAGAAACAUCUAGAAUAAUUUGUAACAACGAAAAGUACUAUUCACACAUGCUAUAAAACUUUUACAUGUUUAUAAUUAAGUUAACACUAUGAUUGCAGGUAUUGCAAUGUUUUAUAUUUACUGUUGAAGAUAAUCUUAAUGAUAAGACUAUUUAUUUUAAAGUAUUUGAUGUCAUAGCAUACAGCACAUUAUGUCAUCGUAAAUAAAGUAUUUUAUUAUGAA